This is a messenger RNA of Arachis ipaensis, 729 nucleotides long. The record is from RefSeq and is a predicted model, not a curated record. NCBI's taxonomy places the organism in Eukaryota, Viridiplantae, Streptophyta, Magnoliopsida, Fabales, Fabaceae.
AUGGCUAGUGAGGAUAGUUUUCUAGUGCUGGUACACCACAGAGGAUCGAUUAAGAGAAAAAUUUGGUCCGGCGUGAAGUUCACUGAUAAGGAUCCUCUAUGUAUUAUCGUGAGGCCAACCACCAGCUACGAUGCUCUCGUUAGCUCUGUGCUGGAGAAGCUUGGUCUGGAAGGAGUGAAAAGGGUUAAGAAGUUCUUCUUUCGCAUCCCAACCACGGUGCUCUAUGAUACCGUGAAGCAAUUUUCCAAGGUAAGGACACCAGAGCUGUUAGCAAAGUUGGUUGAUGUGGUAUCUAGCUCGGGUGGUUCGAACUGGAAUGCCAAUACUAUAGCCACGGUUGCCGGCUCGAGCUCAAGACCUGCGGUUGCUUCAUCCUCCGUUCCUGUGUAUGAGCCACCGAUACAGCCUGUUGCCUCCCCAUCGUUUGCUGUUGAUCUCAGCGGCAAUGUCGGAGACGUGGUUCGAUAUGGGGAACAUCUUCCGACCGAAGUGCAGUGUCCUACACCGGCUGGUGUUGGGGAGGGAUUGUUUGAUGAUCCAGAUGACGAUGAUGUCGAGCAUGAUAUGAUCGCUGAUGACAGCGGCGAUGAUCUUGGAGCGACUGAUCCGAGAAGGGCUACAGGUGGAUCUGGUUCUGGCACACAGCAGUACCCACCCCAUUUUUCAUCGUUGGACCUGGAUGCCAUGAGGCAUGACGAAAAUCCUGGGCAGACGACUGGAUUCACCUAA